This is a messenger RNA of Hymenoscyphus albidus, 1883 nucleotides long. The record is from the annotation of a GenBank genome assembly. NCBI's taxonomy places the organism in Eukaryota, Fungi, Ascomycota, Leotiomycetes, Helotiales, Helotiaceae.
AUGACAAGCUCAUUUGAACCAAAUAAUGAUAGAGAUUUCCCCGUGUCAGAUUCAGAUCAUUCGCUCCCAGAAGAGCCCGAAGACGAAAACCCAUAUGGGCUUGUCAAAUCCCGGACAGGUUGUAUUGAAUCUGGUCAAAGGCUCUUGUGCGCUCUAAGCCGAAGACUCAGUGAGCUGAAAAACAAUCCAAACAACGUCAGGGAUGCCGCCAUAUCAAGAGCCUUUCUCCAGCUUGGUGGAUACAGUGGAUACACGAGUACUCGUUCCAAGUUUAGGGAUGAAGAAAAUCCCCUCACAGGUGGAAGCGCUGGUUUUGAAUGCAUAAUGACCGCUUUCGAAGAUUUGAACCUGGAUAAAGAUAUGCUCUUCUCACGCGCAACUGUGUACGCCAAUUCCGAUGAAUCCUCUACGUCAGCCGACGAAAUGAAUGAGACGAAGAAGAGCUUAGUAGGCAUGAGCUAUUUUUCCCAAUCAGGAUCCGAUGGAGUUAUUAUCGUAGUAUUCAACAACAUGAGAGAAAACAAUAUCGCUUCUUCGAACGCCAAAAUUGAGCAUUGGAGCGAGCUACUCUAUCAAGUCAUGAAGAACGUAUAUUCUGAUAAUGUUCCGGAUAUCAGAUAUAUGCUUAUGGAUUCCAUCAGCAACCGCAGUACAAAACAACGCAUCAACGAAGCGCAUCUCCAUCACCCAGACAAAGUUUUCAACUGGAAAGGCACCUUCAAUCCUGAAUCUCCUGAUCCAAAAGAAGUGGAAACUUGCCAAUCAAUCGUGGGGAGUCCGAAAGGCGUCAGUAUUCCACACCUGUUGAUGGACUAUCCGGCCAGCUUUGGGCAGAAGAAAAUUGAGAGGAUUCACACGUGGUCAAAAGAUUGGAGGACGGCUCUGGCCUAUCUCAAAGAUAGAGCUGUGAUCGAAGUUGAGUGUAGGAGAACAGGGGGGUUGUGGCUUUUCUUUUGGUUUUGCAGUACUUGACUCAUUACUACAGUAGAUGGUGGUAUGGAAGUAGUGUUGUUUGCGGGUUUGUAUCAAGAACUAUUUGGAUCUAUUACAGAAGUGGAUACACCUGUUAUUUACCUAUUGUACGAGAGGGCAAAAAACCAGGUAAGUAAGAAGAUCAUAAAAACGAUACCCACUACCCUGUGAGAGGGUUUAGGGUUAGGAUUAUCUGCAAGGUUUUGAUGUAGAAUAGAGAUAGGUCUGGUUGCGUAGCCAACAUAAUGCAAUGAAGAUUGUGCAUCCUGGAUCAAUACGAGUAAGUGAAAAGAAAAGUGGGGAGGUCAAGACUAGCGCUUCAGGAAAAGAGCAUAACACGCAAGAAACUUGCAACCAAACAAGAAGUCGCGCACACGCAACAAUGAAAGUAACUUCCAAUCUGUCACAGCGCAAGUGCUAUAUCAUUUACAGAAUCACACAUCCCCCUCUCCGCGGUAUGUGACGACCACAACCAUUCCGUAUUGACGCGAUAUUGCAAGUGCAAAUAAUCAAUCUUUUGAUAUAGGAAUUCUCCAAUAUAAAAAGGAGUCGCCAUGAUGAACCCAAGCGGGUUGCAGACUUUCCACUUUCCGCAGUCACUGGGCUUGAGGAUAUUUGUGUUCAGAUCUUGGUGAAUGCGCGUGCCCUCUUCUCGAAGACACGCGCCAACCAUCACCACCUCUAUCCGGGCUUUCAAUACGAAGUAGACGAGGUUGUUACGAGUGUAACGGUCGAAUACUGUAAGUCGCAGCUCGUGAGAUCAAGUAGUAUGCGGCGUAUCCACGCGUGAUCCACUACAGUAUUCGGAAGGCGGGUUCGCGCCCGGGCCAAAUUACGGUAUGGAAUUUGAGCUAAAAAAGGCAAACAACUCCGAAAAAACCGAGUUUCGAGAUCUCAUGCAAACCCAGUAG